AUGUGCCUUCUGGACCAGACCGCGCGCAAAACCUGGUUACAGGACAUGUCUGAAGAAUGUGCCAUCUGUAAUCGGAAUGCUAUGGAAUCAUGGUUACAGGACAUGUCCAAGGAAUGUGCCUUCUGUAAUCAGACUGCUAUGAAAUCCUGGUUACAGGACAUGUCUGAAGAAUGUGCCAUCUGUAAUCGGAAUUCUAUGAAAUCAUGGUUACAGGACAUGUCCGAAAAACGUGCCUUCUGUAAUCAGAAUGCUAUGGAAUCAUGGUUACAGGACAUGUCUGAAGAAUGUGCCAUCUGUAAUCAGAAUGCUAUGGAAUCAUGGUUACAGGACAUGUCUGAAGAAUGUGCCAUCUGUAAUCAGAAUGCUAUGGAAUCAUGGUUACAGGACAUGUCCAAGGAAUGUGCCAUCUGUAAUCAGAAUGCUAUGAAAUCCUGGUUACAGGACAUGUCUGAAGAAUGUGCCAUCUGUAAUCAGAAUGCUAUGGAAUCAUGGUUACAGGACAUGUCCAAAAAAGUGCCUUCAGUAAUCAGAAUGCUAUGGAAUCAUGGUUACAGGACAUGUCCGAAGAACGUGCCAUCUGCAAUCAGAAUGCUAUGAAAUCAUGGUUACAGGACAUGUCCAAGGAAUGUGCCUUCUGUAAUCAGAA
Pelobates cultripes (western spadefoot toad) is the source of this 646-nucleotide messenger RNA. NCBI's taxonomy places the organism in Eukaryota, Metazoa, Chordata, Amphibia, Anura, Pelobatidae. The record is from the annotation of a GenBank genome assembly.